Arachis duranensis is the source of this 534-nucleotide messenger RNA. RefSeq lists its product as uncharacterized. The record is from RefSeq and is a predicted model, not a curated record. The transcript has a single exon. Bases 1 to 534 code for a protein of 177 amino acids. NCBI's taxonomy places the organism in Eukaryota, Viridiplantae, Streptophyta, Magnoliopsida, Fabales, Fabaceae.
AUGGCAACUAAAUGUUUGGACAUGUUCCAUGGAAUCGACCGAACUGCAUUCAAGAUGCUGACACAAGUCCUUCACCGUGAAGUUACACAGUCCUUGAUUGUCAUCGCAUUUUUGCUAUCAUUGGAGACCAUGGGACUAAGUGGUAUUCUGCAAAAUGCCACCAAAAAAGAGAGCCGGUUUAUGAACAGUCUUGCUGAGGAUUGUGUCAUAUGUCUGCAAUGCCUACUAUCUCCCGUAUUACCAAGGGUUGUGGAGAAAUCCAAGAAACUCGAAACCCUCGGACACGCAUUGAGAACUGAGGUCACCAUAUCCCAGGUUCAUGGGAUGAGAUCUGUUCUCCUAACGAUAAUUCCCGAUACCCUCUCAAAUAUUUGCCCUAGAACUCUAGGCGACGUCACCAUGGAUUCCGUGUGGUUGGACUAUCAGAGGAAUCCUGCAAGAGUAUUGGGUUUCAACACACAGGACGAGGGCAGAUCUAUUGCACCAGAGGUAUUGAGUGGACAUUACACUAUCCAACGAAUACAUAUACAAUAA